Molecule: messenger RNA, 1731 nt
Organism: Aspergillus calidoustus
Lineage: Eukaryota; Fungi; Ascomycota; Eurotiomycetes; Eurotiales; Aspergillaceae
Source: the annotation of a GenBank genome assembly
AUGACGAUCGCGACUACCCUAACAACCAUGUCGCUCUUAGGAAAGGCAACUGCCACUUCCACCCCGCCAGUCUACGACGAUGCCAAUCAUGACCCUGUUACCUCUGUUCUGCCUAACGGAGAUAUCCCUCAUUUCGAUGAUUCCAUGGACGCUGAUGAGCGUGUUAUAACAGCCUUAGGGUACAAGCAGGAGUUUAAGCGCGAGUUCUCACUAUGGACUACCUUCUGUGUCAGCUUUGCUGUUCUCGGCCUCCUUCCAUCAUUCGCAAGCACAAUCUAUUACGGAAUGGGAUACGCGGGGACUGCUGGUAUGGUCUGGGGUUGGAUUAUCGCCAUGAUCUUCAUCCAGUGCGUUGCCAUGGCCAUGGCCGAGCUGUGCUCUGCAAUGCCCACGAGUGGAGGGUUGUACUAUGCCGCUGCCGUGCUUGCGCCCCCAGGAUACGGUCCGUAUGCGGCGUGGAUUACUGGAUGGUCCAACUGGAUUGGUCAGAUCACUGCAGCUCCGUCAGUCGACUAUGCCCUUGCCGCCAUGAUUCUCGCUGCUGGAUCCAUCCAGAAUCCGGGCUAUGUCCCCACGCAAUGGCAAACCUUUCUACUGACCACGCUCAUCAUGAUCCUUCACGCUGGCAUUAGCAGCAUGCCGACCAAAUGGGUCGCCCAUUUCAACUCGUGGGGAUCGACCUUCAACAUGUUUGCACUAGUUGCAGUCAUAAUUGCUAUCCCUGCUGGCACUACAAACUCGCCCAAGUUCACGCCGUCCACAGAAGUAUGGGGAACAAUUACCAACAUGACUGACUACCCUGAUGGAGUUGCUGUACUCAUGACCUUUGUGGGUGUUAUCUGGACCAUGUCUGGGUAUGACUCUCCUUUCCACCUCAGCGAGGAAUGCUCCAACGCAAACAUUGCCUCACCGCGUGCGAUUGUCAUGACAUCCGGAGUUGGAGGUCUCAUGGGCUGGUUCCUGCAGCUUGUCGUCGCCUACACUGUAGUAGAUAUCGAUGCCGUUCUGAACUCGGACCUGGGUCAGCCAUGGGCGUCAUAUCUCUUUCAAGUCAUGUCUCGCAGGGCAGCACUGGCCAUUCUCUCACUGACCAUCAUCUGCGGCUUUUCCAUGGGCCAGGGCUGCAUGGUGGCGGCAUCCCGAGUCACAUAUGCCUACGCCCGCGAUGACUGCUUUCCGCUCUCAAAAUACUGGAAACGCGUUAAUAGUACCACGAAAACGCCAGUAAACGCCGUCAUCCUCAACGCUGUCCUCGGUAUUCUCAUGUGCCUACUAUUGUUUGCCGGUGAUGUUGCCAUUGGUGCCCUUUUCUCCAUCGGUGCUAUUGCUCAGUUCGUUGCAUUCGCUAUUCCAAUCGCUAUCCGCGUGUUCUUCGUCGGCAAUCGCUUCCGCAAGGGGCCAUGGCACCUGGGCCCUUUUGGUCCGUGGAUUGGUGGACUGGGUGUAGCAUUUGUUCUCUUGAUGGUGCCGAUCCUGUGUUUGCCUGCCGAUACAGGCUCGAAUUUGACGCCAGAUUUGAUGAAUUGGACUUGCCUGGUUUGGGGAGGGCCAAUGCUCGCAGUCAGCAUCUGGUGGGUUGUUGAUGCACACAAGUGGUUCAAGGGCCCAAAGGUCAACGUUGAGCAUGCUAUUCACGGGAAUGUCAUUGUCGGCAUCGGCGAGGAGCAGAUUGCGGCUCACCCAGGGGAUGGUUCACCACAUACCUCAAGGAGCUCAUCGCCCAAGCGUUGA